AAUGGCGGCUGCAGUGGAAUCGCUUCAAAAUCAUAUGCAACAAGAACUUGGAAAUUUUCAGGAAAUACAGAAAAGUAUACAAAAAGCAAUUAACAAUCGCCAAAAACUGGAUGCACAGCUUAACGAGAAUAAAAUAGUCUUAGAGGAACUAAAUCACAUCGAAGAAGGUUCCAUAUACAAAUUAAUUGGUCCUGUUCUGGUCAAACAAGAUCCAGUGGAAGCUAAAGAUACAGUCACAAAACGGAUCGCUUAUAUCUCUAAAGAAAUAGAAAGAAUUGAUUUAACAGUGAAAGAUUUGGAAAGUAAAUUUCAAAAACACAAGCAAACACUUGGUGGUCUACAACAACAGUUUCAAAAACUUACCACACAUUCAAAGCAAACUCCUACUAGCUAAGAAUUUAUCGUAACUAUAAAAUGAAAUGUUAAAAUAAAGUGAAGAUUAUUUGUUAUAAGUAUGCUAAAUAGAUAACUCAUUGAAGCAAUUUUGGUUCAUAGAAAACAUCAGUUGGAGGAAACCAC
This is a messenger RNA of Xenia sp. Carnegie-2017, 519 nucleotides long. RefSeq names its product prefoldin subunit 6-like. Bases 2 to 394 code for a protein of 130 amino acids. Gene Ontology annotation, molecular function: protein-folding chaperone binding. The transcript has 4 exons. Gene Ontology annotation, cellular component: prefoldin complex; cytoplasm. Gene Ontology annotation, biological process: chaperone-mediated protein complex assembly; protein folding. The record is from RefSeq and is a predicted model, not a curated record. NCBI's taxonomy places the organism in Eukaryota, Metazoa, Cnidaria, Anthozoa, Malacalcyonacea, Xeniidae.